Molecule: messenger RNA, 1469 nt
Organism: Cucurbita moschata (crookneck pumpkin)
Lineage: Eukaryota; Viridiplantae; Streptophyta; Magnoliopsida; Cucurbitales; Cucurbitaceae
Product: probable xyloglucan endotransglucosylase/hydrolase protein 28
Exons: 4
Coding region: 190-1194 (334 amino acids)
Biological process (GO): cell wall biogenesis; xyloglucan metabolic process
Cellular component (GO): cell wall; apoplast
Molecular function (GO): xyloglucan:xyloglucosyl transferase activity; hydrolase activity, hydrolyzing O-glycosyl compounds
Source: RefSeq, a predicted model, not a curated record
GAGAGAGAGAGCAAGAAAUGUGUCGACAUAAGAACAGCUCAACAGCUUCUGCUCUCUAUUCUCUCUAAAAUGGCCUUUGUCUCUCUUCGCAUUAACCACUUUUGGCUCUCUCUCAAUCGCUCAUAGCUGUGCAAACAUAUAUUCCACUCCGCACCCCUUUUUCUUUCUCUCUUUCUCUCAAUUACACCCAUGAAUUUCUCUCCAAUGGAGCUUCUAUUUGCUUGUUUUCUCUGUUUUUUCUCGCUUUUUGUUUCUGGGUUUCGACCAGACUUUCCAUUACUCGACUUUGAAGAAGGCUAUAACCCUUUGUUUGGCGAUGACAAUCUCGUUGUUCUCAAGGAUGGGAAAUCCGUUCAUCUUCAUCUCGAUGAAAGAACGGGUUCUGGGUUUGUGUCUCAGGACCUUUAUCUUCAUGGGUUUUUCAGCGCUUCCAUUAAGUUGCCUUCUGAUUACACUGCUGGAGUUGUUGUUGCCUUUUAUAUGUCAAAUGGAGACAUGUUUGCCAAGAACCAUGAUGAGAUAGAUUUUGAGUUCUUGGGGAAUAUCAGAGGCAAAGAUUGGAGAAUUCAAACCAAUAUUUAUGGGAAUGGAAGCACGAGCAUAGGCAGAGAAGAAAGAUAUGGACUCUGGUUUGAUCCAUCAGAGGAUUUUCAUGAAUACACCAUUCUCUGGACUCAAUCUCUCAUCAUAUUUUAUGUGGACAAUGUUCCCAUUAGAGAGGCGAAGAGAACAGCAACAAUGGGAGGGGACUUCCCUUCUAAACCAAUGACUUUGUAUGCCACAAUAUGGGAUGGAUCUACUUGGGCUACCAAUGGUGGCAAAUACAAAGUUAACUACAAAUACGCGCCUUACAUUGCCGAAUUCUCUGAUUUCAUCCUCCACGGCUGCGCUAUCGAUCCAACUGACCAGUCCUCAAGCUGUGAUCACUCCCAAAACUCCAACCCAAUCCCUUCAGGUAUAACACCAUCUCAAAGAGCCAAAAUGGAGAGCCUCAGAAAGAAGCACUUGACAUACUCCUAUUGCUACGACCGCAUCCGCUACAAGGCCCCUCCACCGGAGUGUGUGAUCAACCCUGCAGAGGCUGAACGACUCCGAGUCUUCGACCCUGUAACAUUCGGUAAAGGAAGACGCCAUCGUGGGAAAAUCCACCACCACAGCCUCCUAAACCAGGCAGAAUCCACCGCCUCUGCUUGAGACAUGGCAUAUUCUUUCGUGGGGGUCAUUUUCUCGUGUAUAGACGACGACCGAGGUCAGUCGAUAGAUUUGUUGAAGGUGCCAUAGGAGGAGAUCCACAUUGAAGAGCAUCUGUAUAGUUCAUUUAUUUUGUUUUCAUUGUCACUUCACAGUUUCAUUACAUUCUUGGUUUUCUGAUUACCACAUUCAGUAGUUGCAGUGUUAAUGGAUUGUUUUGAAUUUGAUAUGAAACCCUCAUAAAUUUGAAUAAAAAAAGUUCAGGAUUUCAGGUUUUG